AUGAUCUGGCACAAUCAGACGAUGGUCAAUGAGUUUAUUCUUUUGGGAUUUACCAACUUGGGCCAACUCCAGAUCCUUCUAUUUGUCAUAUUUCUUGUCUUCUAUCUGACAACUGUGCUGGGAAACUUCCUCAUCAUUUUGCUAACAGGUCUGGACAGCAACUUGCACACCCCAAUGUACUUCUUUCUCCAAAUUCUCUCCUUCGCAGAAAUUGGAUUUGUUUCAGCGAUCAUCCCUAAACUGCUUGUGAACCUUCUCUCAGAUAAAAAGACCAUUUCCUUAUUAGGAUGCAGGGCACAGAUAUACUGUGUCUUCUUCUUUGGGGUCAUGGAAUGCUUCAUACUAAUAGUCAUGGCAUAUGAUCGUUUUGUUGCCUUAUGCAAUCCUCUGCGUUAUACAGUCAUAAUGAACAGGAAGCUCUGCAUUUCCUUGGUGACAGCUGUAUGGGCCUUAGGAUUCCCUGUUGCAAGUAUACAAAGCACGUGGCUGCUCAGCUUUCCAUUCUGCAGAUCCAAUGAAAUUUCUCAUUUCUUUUGUGAUGCUCCACCAAUUUUACAGCUUGCCUGUGCAGACACUUACAGCUUUGAGCUCUUUUCAUUCAUAGGAACGUUUAUCAUUCUCCUGUGCCCCUUCGCACUGAUCUUGGUCUCCUACAUUCAUAUCAUCAGUACCAUCUUGAGGAUCCCUUCAGUUGAGGGGAGAUGGAAAGCUUUCUCCACCUGCUCAUCACACAUUAUUGUUGUGACUCUAUUUUAUGGGUCAGCUAGUCUGACUCACCUUCAGCCCAAGUCAAGCUCUGUCCCAGGAAAUAAGCAUUUGCUUUCUCUCUCCUAUGUGAUACUCACUCCCAUGUUGAACCCAUUCAUCUACAGCCUGCGCAACAAAGAGGUAAAAGGAGCCUUAAUUAGGCUGAUCAGAAAGAAAAUAUGUUGA
Molecule: messenger RNA, 933 nt
Organism: Varanus komodoensis (Komodo dragon)
Lineage: Eukaryota; Metazoa; Chordata; Lepidosauria; Squamata; Varanidae
Product: olfactory receptor 10A7-like
Exons: 1
Coding region: 1-933 (310 amino acids)
Biological process (GO): G protein-coupled receptor signaling pathway
Cellular component (GO): membrane
Molecular function (GO): olfactory receptor activity; G protein-coupled receptor activity
Source: RefSeq, a predicted model, not a curated record